Pyricularia oryzae 70-15 is the source of this 741-nucleotide messenger RNA. RefSeq lists its product as uncharacterized. The record is from RefSeq and is a predicted model, not a curated record. Bases 178 to 411 code for a protein of 77 amino acids. The transcript has a single exon. Lineage: Eukaryota; Fungi; Ascomycota; Sordariomycetes; Magnaporthales; Pyriculariaceae.
CAAAAGAUUAACCCAGAGCGCUUGACGCGCAAAAAGAGGUGGGGGCUGAAGAGUACUCCGUAGUAAGUGCAUGUCAUGUGCGCGAUCAAGCAAAAAAAAGGGGCCGUCGCGCGCAACUUGACCAUCGAUCAAUCGAUCAAUUGAUUGGCUUCGCCUUCAACUCAAUCGUUGACCGACAUGGACGGACUCGUGCGUGUUCGCUGUACACACCACGCAGACGAGAUGAGCCAUCCUCAUUCCUACCGAAAAGUCCUACGGAAAGACCGGACCAUUACAGCCCGGGCGGCCUCGACCGGCGACGCCCUGAACAGAGCAACGUGCAUGCAGCGUCAGGAACAGAGAAUAGCUCCACCGCCUGCCAGUGUGCAGAAUUGCGGCACGGCUGUGUUGGUUGGUAGCGCGCAAAAUUAAGAGGCCAGCAGCAAUGGGCAACCCUCCAAACAAAAAAAGACCACCCAGCUGAGGGAGGGAAUUCGGCACCCAAGUUCCGUGAUUGGCCGUGUCCGUCGAUAAACCCUGCAAGGAGUGGACCUAAACGGGACGACCCUUGAGGCGGGGCGAGGCGCAUUUUGGCCGUACGCUUGCAAGACCUGCUCCGUACAUGAGAGGCCACCCCGGCAGCGCAAAUCCAAAAUUGGGGACUGGGCGGAGCAAGGUAGGGCUUGGACGGACGGCUGAACAGGGGUCAAAAUGGGGGUGGGUGUGAUGUGAUGCACAGCUUCCGCUGUCAGUUGUCUAGGG